AUGGUGAGACUGAAGCCACUUCCGGAACCGAGCACCGCGAGUGAACAGAACCUGCCUCUGCCUCAGCCCGCCUCGUCAUCAGUGCGCAUGCGUAUACGUCACUUCCGCUCCGAGCAGCGCCUCCGCGCCGCCCUUCUGGAGCUGGGCGUGGUUCCGUGUUUCCCAGGUCUUCAAGGCCCUGCUGGUCCCCCUGGAGCCCCAGGCAUCUCCUUGCCCUCAGUCAUAGCAGGACAGCCUGGCGGCCCUGGGCGGCCAGGCCUAGAUGGAGAACGAGGCCGCCCAGGCAACCCUGGGCCUCCAGGUCCCCCCCCCCCGCCCGGGCCAUCCUCGGAUCAAGGCGACCCUGGAGACCCUGGCUUCCCUGGAAUUGCAGGCCUUCAAGGGCCCAAGGGAAACCAAGGGUUUCCAGGUUUCUCUGGCCUCCCUGGAGAUCUAGGGCUGAAAGGCAUGAGAGGGGAGGCUGGCUUCAUGGGGACUCCAGGCAAGGUUGGGCCACCAGGAGACCCAGGAUUUCCUGGAAUGAAAGUGAAGGCGGGGCCAAGAGGCUUUCCCGGCCCCCAGGGUGCUCCUGGACAUACACCGAUUGCUGAAGCUGUCCAGGUUCCCCCUGGAUCCCUGGGCCUGCCAGGCAUCGAUGGUAUCCCUGGUCUCACAGGGGAGCCUAGGAUUCAAGGCUCUGUGGGUCUGCAAGUCUCCAAAGAUUUACCUGGCAUCCCUGGAAAGGAUGGCCCCAGUGGGCUUCCAGGCCUACCUUGUACCCUUGGUGUUCCUGGUCUCCCUGGACUACAAGGCCCACCAGGAUUUGAAGGAUCUCCAGGGCAGCAGGGCCCCUUUGGGAGGUCUGGAGUGCCUGGGCACAGUGUGAGAGUGGUCUACACACUGGUGAAGCACAGUCAGUCAGAACAGGUGCCCCUGUGCCCCAUCGGGAUGAGCCGGCUGUGGGUGGGUUACAGGUUGCUGUUCAUGGAGGGACAGGAGAAAGCCCAUAACCAGGACCUAGGAUUUGCUGGCUCCUGCCUACCCCGCUUCAGCACCAUGCCCUUCAUCUACUGCAACAUCAAUGAAGUCUGCCACUAUGCCAGACGCAAUGAUAAAUCCUACUGGCUCUCCACUACUGCCCCCAUUCCCAUGAUGCCUGUGGGCCAGACCCAGAUUCCCCAAUACAUCAGCCGCUGCUCUGUAUGUGAAGCACCCUCACAAGCUAUUGCUGUGCACAGCCAGGACCUCCCAACACCACAGUGCCCUCUGGACUGGCGCAGCCUCUGGAUUGGGGACUCCUUCCUCAUGCACACUGCUGCUGGGGCAGAGGGCGGAGGCCAAUCCCUGGUCUCCCCUGGCUCCUGCCUUGAGGAUUUCUGGGCUACUCCUUUCAUCAAAUGCAGCGGUGCCUGAGGUACCUGCCACUACUUUGCCAACAAGUACAGUUUCUGGCUGACGACCAUGGAGGAGAGGCAGCAGUUUGGGGAAGAACCUGUGUCUGAGACACUGAAGGCUGGGCAGCUGCACAGCAGGGUGAGCCGCUGCCAGGUGUGUAUGAAAAGCCUAUAAGGAGUCACCUGUC
This is a messenger RNA of Nannospalax galili (Upper Galilee mountains blind mole rat), 1561 nucleotides long. RefSeq names its product collagen alpha-6(IV) chain-like. Gene Ontology annotation, cellular component: collagen trimer; basement membrane. Lineage: Eukaryota; Metazoa; Chordata; Mammalia; Rodentia; Spalacidae. The record is from RefSeq and is a predicted model, not a curated record. Gene Ontology annotation, molecular function: extracellular matrix structural constituent.